AUGGUCGGAUCUUGCAAUGGUUUGGCUUGCUUUCGCGCACGAGGCAUAGAUCGUUUUCUAAUCUGUAACCCGUUGACAGGAGAAUCUAUAUUUCAUCCAGAAUUUCUUGAGGGCAUAUAUCAUAGUGUGGGAAGUGGGUUUGGGUAUUGUCCUUCAACUAAUUCUUACAAGGUUGUUACAAUAUUUUAUCAUCAUCGAGGGGAACAGAAGGGAUAUAUUCAUGUGUAUACUAUUGGUGGUAAGUGGAGAUCCAUUGAAUAUAUCGGGCGUCGCAAAUUUGGUUAUUCUACAGGUAUCUAUGCAAAUGGAGCACUUUACUGGUGGCACCAAUAUGAUUUUUAUGGACUAAAAGAAUCUGAGAUUGUAGCCUUUGAUUUGGAAGGUGAGAAGUUCCAUUCUAUACUAAUGCCACGUUUUAAAUAUGAAUAUAGCGGUCAACUUAAGUUGCUUGGAGAGAAUAAUAAUCUGUAUUUGGCUUAUACAAGCUAUAAAGGUUUUUGCAUGGAGAGCAUUAACAUAUGGGUAUACAAGAGAAACGAUAGUGGUACUAGUUACGCCACGAAAGAGUGUAAUCUGAAACAAAAUGACCACAACUGGAUUAAGGAAUUUAGUAUACAGCACAAUGAAGAAUUUUCGUUUAUCAAGCUAUUCGCAAUCAGAAGAACCAAUGAAGUACUACUUUUUAAGGACUACUUACUCUUUCCUUAUGACCCUAAAUCUUCAAUCUUGAACUGUCUUUGGAAUCAUAAUGUUAGGGAUGCAAAUUACAUUGAGUCAACUACUCUCGUGCAGGGCCUUGUGUCCUUGAAAGAUUUGGGAGAGACUGAUGUUACUUAUUUGAAAGAUUUAGAUAGACUAAUGUUGCAGGAAGGUUUUGGCAAAGAUGAUGCUAUGGGUUACGGAGAUACACCAAUACCUAGAGCCGAAGAAGAGGAAGAUUGUGGAAAACCAGCAAAACCAAGAGAAGCUAAAAGAUUGAGGAAUUGUUAA
Messenger RNA from Papaver somniferum (opium poppy), 990 nucleotides. Its product is annotated as F-box/kelch-repeat protein At3g06240-like. Bases 1 to 990 code for a protein of 329 amino acids. The transcript has a single exon. The record is from RefSeq and is a predicted model, not a curated record. NCBI's taxonomy places the organism in Eukaryota, Viridiplantae, Streptophyta, Magnoliopsida, Ranunculales, Papaveraceae.